AAAACAAAAACAUUAGAUGAGCGCUAGGCGUUGAAGCCACCCCCGCAGACCGAGUGACGAAUGGAUCGUUCCACAGUAGGUGGGUCUUUCCUGCGGGCAACAGAACGAAGAUCAAUGAACCAGGCGAUUUACCGAAACUGGUUGGACGGGCCGAGGUGGGAAUAAACCAUCGACACGGUAAUAUUUUUUUGUUUGGCACGUCAAACCCUCCAAAUACCGAUUUUUUUUUUUCGGGAGCGACCGACACCAGAAGAGUGCGAUGUGGAAAAAAUACAGUUCUACUGUAGCCUAAUAGACCACUGAAUUCUUUUUGUACGGACAUAUUCUUUUAUUCAGCGCUGAAUCAACGACGAAGGAAUUAAUGAUGAUCUUUGCAAACACCGCCAAUCCAGUGAGGACACCUUAUCGAAAGCAGCCUCCUGUUGCACCGCCCACUCUCCCGAUGGCUCCACCCAGCCCAAGCACCAAUAGCAGCACGAAUAACAGCAGCAGCAACAGCAGCACGACCGGAUGGGAGCAGCUCAGCAAAACCAACCUCUACAUCCGCGGCCUGCCUCCAUCCACCACCGACCACGACCUUGUCAAACUCUGUCAGCCGUAUGGAAAGAUUGUCUCCACAAAAGCCAUCCUGGACAAGACCACAAACAAAUGCAAAGGUUACGGUUUUGUGGAUUUUGAUAGUCCAUUGUCAGCACAGAAAGCUGUGGCAGCGCUAAAAAACAAUGGCGUUCAAGCUCAGAUGGCCAAGCAACAGGAACAGGACCCGACCAACCUGUACCUGUCCAACCUGCCAGUGUCCAUGGACGAGCAGGAGCUGGAGAACCUCCUCAAGCCCUUCGGACAGGUCAUCUCCACCCGCAUCCUCAGAGACGCACACGGUGUGAGCAGAGGAGUAGGCUUCGCCAGGAUGGAGUCUACAGAGAAGUGUGAUGCCGUGAUCUCUCACUUUAACGGGAAGUUCAUUAAAUCCGCGUCUGGAAUGCUGGGCGCAUCAGAGCCACUGCUCUGUAAAUUCGCUGAUGGAGGACAGAAGAAGCGACUGAGUCAGACUAAAUACGUCCCUAACGGACGAAACUGGACACGGGACGCCGAGAGUGGGAUAACAUUGACCUAUGACCCUAAUGCUGCUGCGCUCCAAAAUGGGUACUACGCCCCUCCCUACAGCAUGGGGAACAGGAUAAUGACCCAGACUGCUGUGUCUCCCUACAUCUCACCUGUCUCCACUUACCCGGUUCAGAGUCCCUCCUGGAUGACACAUCAGCCUUACAUUAUGCAGCAUCCGGGAGCUGUGCUGUCGCCCUCUAUGGAGCACCCCAUGUCUCUGCAGCCGUCCUCCAUGUUGGCUCCUCUGACCCAGCAGAUGGGCCACCUCUCCUUAGGCGGCACUGCCACUUUUAUUCCGGCAAAUACACCUAUGCAAGGAGCAUAUAUUCCUCAGUAUGCUCAUAUCCAACCCGCUGCCAUCGCCACUGAGGAUCCCAGCGUGCAGCCACAGGAUGUGAACUCCAGCGAUCCCUCCACCUACCCAUUCCAACCGAACAAGCAAUAAAAGGGUGAGGAGUUUGGAGGCGGAGUCAAAAGAGGGCUGCUACGACUUACAGGCUUAUCUUCCUCGUUGAGGAAGUGACAUCACAGAGGAAAAGACACGUUUUUUUGCACAGGUUCCAAAAAAAAACCCACACAAAACAAAACAAACAAAAAAAACGCAGAAGUCCACGGUUUAAUCAACUCCGACAACCUCAAAGACCCGCAGCAGGUGCAUCAGCAACCAAAACAAUGCAACUCAUCACAGAAAGACAGACAGGCACGGCAGAGAAGUAGACGUUUUAUUUUGCUAAUGAAAAGGAAACAAGACGAACGCUUAUUUUUUACCAAGGACUUCGGCACAGACCAAAGUCUGUGAACACUGGACUCCAAAAAAAAAAAAAAUGCAGUGUGCUAGUACCUUUAGAUGCAUGAGAGGACUUUUUAGUAUGGUUUUUAGUGUGUUUUUACUGACCGUUUAUCACACACACAUAAACACACACACACACAAACACAAGAAAAGAAAAUUUGCUGUGGUAGUAGCAAUGGGGAGGUUUCUUUUUUGCUUUUGUCUUCCGCACUUUGCCUUCUUGGUAUGUAGUAACAGUAAUUUGCCUUGUAAAUACUGUAGAGCGGGGUUUUAGAUGAUAACGCUCCACGGCUGUUGUUGCUCUUCUCUCCUGUCUGUCAAAGCGGAUAAUUCACACGCUUUACUCUAGGCUGUUCUCCAAAUGCAGGUCGUGUAAAGUGUGUGUGCGUGUGUCACGGGAAAGACGAAUUCUGCUGUCCUCCUUCUGCCUUCUUUUUUCAGUCAAACUCGAUGUGGUAGUUGUAGAUGAAGCUGUUGUUAGUUUGGGAGGGGUGGUUAUAGUGGGUGGGGUUAUGGAAUGUGGGGCGGGGCUUGAUGGGUGAAGAACGGGAGUAUAGAUGAUAGUGGAAGCGCUCGAGCUUGGGGAGAUACACCGUUCGUUAUUAGUAGUAGUUUUUCAGAGAGCAGAUUAUGAUGCUUUUUGUUUUGUUUUUAUUCAAUGGCAGUUUUUCUUCCUUUUAUGUUUGAACACAGUGUGUAGAAAUUUCUUGUACUGAGAGGCAGAAGUGCAAUGUUUCUUUAGCUAGAAAGCAAGAGUUGUACAGAACAAGAGUAAAAAAAAAAAAAAAGAGGGAGAGAGAGAUCCAUUUUUAUAACGAAUUCAAUCAUGGGGAGGUAAAUCCUGGAUUUUUUUCUGUUUUGUUUGCGAUUUUUCUUCCGCAGUUAUCCCUCCAGUUCAUGGCAAUAUUAAGGGCUGCAGCUGUCAAUCAGAAGCGAAUCUAAAAUGCAGUGACUUUAGAAUUGAAUCAGAAAUGCAAUUCUGUUAUAAACAGAGCGUGAGAGAGCGGAUAGGGUUCGUAGAGAUAGGAAUAAAUCGGAAAACGGCGGCCAAGAAGCUCUUAGGUGUUCAAUUUAAGAUCCUGCAGAGAAAAGAAUUAAGGCAAUAAAAAAAAAAAAUAUAUAUAUAUAUAUAUAUAUAUGUAAAGCAAGGCAAUUCAGAUACUUUCCACCAAAGACCAUCAAAAUGUUCCCAUUGGUAUAGACUAACGCUAAAGGAGCAGGUGUAAGCUUGAUAUAUGUGGAUAUUUGGAAAUUGUGCCUUUUUUGCCAACUCGGUUAUGAUUAAGUUUGUAUUUACUUACAGGCUCAGACAUGAAGGAUCUGAGAAUAAGAAGAAAUGCGCGAAACGCUAAACUAAUCAAAGGCUAAUGAUGCAGAUUCGAAAGCGGCUUUGGUUUUCACCUAGAUAGUUCCAACGGAGUCACGUUUCGUUUCGUUUCCUUUCGAGUUUUUGCAGCUGUUUUUCUUUUGAUGUCCAGGUCAGCUUGGCCGUCGAUCUACCUCAGAGUUGUAUCUGUUGUCUGAUUGGUCAGGUUUGCAGGUCUAUCCUGCCCAAUCAGGAGGAAAAACACCAGCUCUGGAGCUGGGAUCAUACAGGACUUCACAUUUUAACACAUCUGUUCAUCCACUUCUUCAAAAGGAAACAUUUGUGGUUUUAUUCGUGUCUUUUUGUUUUGUUCUUUUUUCUUUUUCUUUUCUUUUUUUUCUUGUAUUUUGAUGUUCUGCAUUUGGCCAUCUGGAAAGUUCUUUAAAAAAACAACAAUGUGGGCCUCUUUGUUCUGAAAAAGCUGUGGCGGUUUUGACAAGCCUGUGUGACUGCUUUGAAAAGAAUUUUUUUAUGACUAUGUUUGAUGAAAAGAUGAAUUAUGUUCUGUAUCCAAACAGAUCGCAAGCUCUACCGGGUCGCUGCAGUCUCGCUCAGUUUACCGAGGCUUAAUCGAAGCAACCAAAGUAACACAUUGUCAUUGUGAGAAGUAUCUCGAUGAGGGACGUUUGUUUUGGGGGGUUUUUUUUGUUUUGUUUUUUCAGUUUCACCUGGCACAAUCUUUCAUGUCAACAUUGAGCGAUUAAAGGGAAAAAAUGGUUCAUGAAGCAAAGAAAUGCUACACAGGUUUCACAGAAACGGUGACACUUUCUUUUUAUAUUGCUUCAUUGUACACAUGCCACACUUUUGUCAGUGGUAACUUGUACGUCCGACAAUAACACCAACAACAACAAAACCUGCUCCUGUGUUUUGUUUCUAUUCUUCAACCUGUCAAUUAUUAUUAUUAUUUUUUUUAAUUUAAAUGCUUUUUAUCUUUUAUUUCUAUGAUGAAUUCCUCUGUGAAAAACUUUUGAAUUAAAGACAGAGCUGAAACCUG
Messenger RNA from Hemibagrus wyckioides, 4254 nucleotides. It is a transcript of the gene rbms1a, whose product is annotated as RNA binding motif, single stranded interacting protein 1a. Lineage: Eukaryota; Metazoa; Chordata; Actinopteri; Siluriformes; Bagridae. Gene Ontology annotation, cellular component: nucleus; ribonucleoprotein complex; cytosol. The record is from RefSeq and is a predicted model, not a curated record. Gene Ontology annotation, molecular function: mRNA 3'-UTR binding; poly(A) binding; poly(U) RNA binding. The coding region runs from base 362 to 1549 and encodes 395 amino acids. The transcript is spliced from 14 exons.